Canariomyces notabilis is the source of this 537-nucleotide messenger RNA. RefSeq lists its product as uncharacterized. The record is from RefSeq and is a predicted model, not a curated record. Bases 1 to 537 code for a protein of 178 amino acids. The transcript has a single exon. Lineage: Eukaryota; Fungi; Ascomycota; Sordariomycetes; Sordariales; Chaetomiaceae.
AUGCCAUUAACUGCAUCGAGCGUCUCCUUCAUCCUCCUCCUCCUCCUCCUCCUCCCCCUCAUCCUCUCCUUCAUCAUCUUCUUCAUCCUCCUCCUCAUCGCCCUCCUCAUCACCCUCCUCAUCACCCUCCUCAUCACCCUCCUCAUCGCCCUCCUCAUCACCCUCCUCAUCGCCCUCCUCAUCGCCCUCCUCAUCGCCCUCCUCAUCGCCCUCCUCAUCACCCUCCUCAUCACCCUCCUCAUCACCUUCUCCAUCCCCCUCCUCAUCGUCCUCUCCAUAGACCUCCUCAUCGACCUCUUCAUUAGUGCCUUGAUCGUCGUCACUCGAUAUGUGGAUGACCUCAUGAAAUUUUGUCCUCUUGACCCCGGGUUGUUGAUGCCAGUCGGGAGCGCAGCCAGGAUCAUCACCUCUACCGUCGCAGCAAGUAUAACUAUACCCAUGAGGAAUGAGCUCUUUCAACUCAUCAUCGUCCAUGCGACACCAGUCUGCGUCACGAGAGUGCCGAUUCCAACCCCAACUCCCAUCCUCUGUGACUAG